Molecule: messenger RNA, 4552 nt
Organism: Physeter macrocephalus (sperm whale)
Lineage: Eukaryota; Metazoa; Chordata; Mammalia; Artiodactyla; Physeteridae
Gene: GNG8
Product: G protein subunit gamma 8
Exons: 3
Coding region: 3770-3982 (70 amino acids)
Biological process (GO): G protein-coupled receptor signaling pathway
Cellular component (GO): heterotrimeric G-protein complex
Molecular function (GO): G-protein beta-subunit binding
Source: RefSeq, a predicted model, not a curated record
CCCGGCGCCGGCCGACCCCGCUAAGGGAGGGGGACGGGGGCGCCCUAACUCCCCUCCGCUCUUCCGCAGCCGGGCCCGGGGCCCUGGCACGUCCGGCGCGCCUGAUGCUUUCCAGAUGUGAGCCUGGUUCCCCUCCCCCACCUGGCCCCGUUGCUCCCGCGGGGUAGGAGGGAGGGGAGCUAGAGUCCGAUACCCGCCUAUCAAAUCGCUAGCAGGGACCCCGGCCCGUAUCCCCUCCCGGCAGGUCUCGUUUCCCUGUUCAAGCGGUAAAAACCGAAUUGGGAUGGGCUGAGCGCAGUAGAGACGAGGCUCUCCCCCACCUCCACCUCUUCCCCGGGCUCUGCCUCAGCCCCUCCCUCGGCCCACUCGGGCGACACGCAGCCCCCAGGCCACGCCCCCUCCGGCCCGUCCCCCGAACACUCCCCUUAUAAACCCCGCCCCGAACCACCACGCCCCUUUGGCUGCCCGGAGGUCGGGCCCCGAGGUCAGGUCCCUCGGACGCGCCUCCGCCUUCAGGUCCCCUGCGGAGGGCGCGGUCUGAGUUGUCUGUCUCUCUACCCCGCUCUGUUUUGCGUCUCUGGGUGUCUGUGUUUCUGUCUCUGUACUUUUCCGUGUGUCUCUCCUGUACCCCGUACGUCUGUCUCUAUGUCUGUCUCUCUCUGCAACCCUCUGCCUGUCUCUGUCUCUCUUAGUCGCUAGGUCUCUAUCUCUCCAAAUUUCCGUCCCUGUCCCUAUCUCUCUCUGCCUCUGUCUCUCCCUGCGUCUCUGUCUCCCUCUCUGAAUUUCUGUGUCCCAGGCCAUCUUCAAUGGUCUCCCUCUGGCUCCCUGCACCUUUCUGCGUCUCUCUCCCACGUCUGCAUGCCUAGCGGGACAGCGGGGCGCCCGGCCCUCCGGGUUUCCACGGCCUCCUGCGGCGUGGGCGCCGGCAGGGUGGGCAGCUCGGCGGGCCGCGGGCGCCCCCGUGUGGCCCGCGGGGGGCUGUAAGGAGAGGCCAGCAGGCUGAGUGUGCGCGCCUGGUGCAGAACACUGCGGCCGCCCGUGGGGGACACCGGGAGGUAGCGUGUGACGCCAAGAGACUCACGGUGUGAGUGCGCACCCCUUGAGAUCGCGCGCGACGCCAGAGGUUGUGUGUGGCUGUGUGACCUUGGGAGAUUUUCUGUGACAACCAGAAACAGGGUGUGACUGUGUGAAAUCGUGUUACACCCAGACGUUGUGUGUGACAGUGUAUGUGCGGUGACCGAGAUGACCUAUAGGUGACGGCGUGUGACACCGUGAGGUUGGGUGUCCCUGAGACACUAUUUGGGGGAUGUUUGUGACAUCGAGAAACCAUAUGUGAGCAAGAGACCAGGUGUGACAGUGUGCAGCGUGGUGAGGACAGGAGAGUCGUGUGUGUCACACGGGCAGAUGAUGUGUGAGAGAGGGCGAGAGUGAAUGCGUGUGACCCACCAAGCAAUGAUGCGGGAAGUAGUGUGCGGGGCCCCGGGGGCGGGGCAGCUGGGUGUGAGAGAGUGACCACGCGAGUGUGAGACAGGAUGUGUCAGCCACACGGAUGCCGUAUGAGAAGCUGGGUGGGACUGUGUGUAACACAGAUCGUGUGGGACGCUGAGACUGGCCCAGUGUCAUGACAGUGCCUUAGAGAGUGUGCAACCGUCCUGGGCACUCCGACGGGUGUACGAGAGAAACCUCGUGUGUGUAAGUGUACGUGUGUGACACCAGGAGAUUGCGGUGUGAGGGCGACAGCUGUGUGUGACACGUUGUGUAAGGCUCGGCAUGACAUCUUGAGAGCCUGUGUGCGAUCCUGUGCGGAGCUGCGUGUGUAUACUUGACACUCUUGAGUUGUGUAAGAUGUCACCGGUGAGGACGGGCCAGGCUCGGAGAGACUGUGAGGGGCUGUGUGACUGUGGCGCUCUGGGAGGUUGUGUGCUGAGCACAGCUGGUUCAGGAGACUGUGUGUGCAGCGCCGUGUGGCGCAGCGAGAUAUUGUGCAUAUCUGCCAGGGACCGUGAGUGUGAGUCGGCUUGCUGAGAGGGGUCGUCUGGGAUGGGGUGACACUGAGGUGGGGGAUGUGACAGGGUGGCAGAGCAUAUGUAAUGGAGUGAGAGGCUGUGUGGGACCCACAGGAGAGAUUUGUGUGACUGUGGAAUAAAUGCAGCAGAGCAUGGGCGCAUCUUGAGAGACUGUCUUUACCUGUGAGUGUGUGUGUGUGUGUGUGUGUGUGUGUGUGUGUGUGUGUGAGAGAGAGAGAGAGAGACAGAGACAGAGAUUGAGAGGGGAGACUGCGAGAGACAUAGAGGGAGAGAGAGAGGCACAGAAACACAAAGACAAAGAGGGGGACGGACAGACAUAACAAGAGGACCCAGAGAGACAGAGGCGAGGCAGCGAGGGCGAAGGGGAUGGUGAUGGCAGGAGGAGGCGGGUCCUCAGGGACUGUGCCCCAGGAGAGGGGGCGGGGCGGGGCUCAGGGGGGGACCCAGACGCUGCUUCCCAGCCUCUGCCACCCGCCCGCCAUCCCAGCCCUGAGCAGCAACAGGUAGGAGGCUCCGGUCUUGGCCCCGACAGCUAGUUCCUCUGCCUGGGAAUGAAUGGAUGCGUGAGUGAAUGAAUGACUUUAUCCUUCUGCCUCUCCAUCGGCCCGUCUCUCCCUCUGUCCCUCCAUGUGCCCCUCUCUGUCCCCCUUCGUCACUCCAUCUCUCCUCCUGCCCUUCCACUUCCUUCUCUCUGUCCCCCUGGCCCUUCUCUCCUCUGUCCCUCCCUUUAUCUCCGCUGUCCCUCUCUCUACCGCUCCACUUGUCCCUCUCUGUCCUCUCCCACUCCAUCACUCCAUCCCAACCCUUCCAUCUCCCCUUCUCUGUCCUCCGUCUGUCCCUUCGUCCCCUCUGUGCUUCCCUCCCCCUGUAUCACUCUGUCCCUUUCUUUACCCCUCCAUCUAUCUGUCUCCCUCUCUCGCUGCUCCCUCCAUCACUCCGUCCCUCCCCAUCUCUCCAUCUUUCUAGCCCUCCUCAGGCUCUUUAUUCCCCGGUGCCUCAGUCUCUGCCUCUGUCAUUUUGUCUCUUCCUCCGCCCCUCUCCCAGUCAUGGAUGGGUUGCCCCCCCUCUCCAGUCCUCUCUCCGGCUGCUAAUGAGCAAGACGAGCCUUUGAGGUGGCCGGAGCUGGGGUGGGGGGGGCUCCCCGAGGGGGGCGGAGGGGGCAGCUGCUGCGAAGGCCCUAAUGAGGCCCCCUCUGGGCCCCUCCCGCCGUGAUCUUAAUUCCUCCUUCUCCCUGGAGCCGCCGCUAAUUGGCCUGGGGAGGGCCCCCUCCUGGUUCGUGCUCUAUCCCCGGGAGGCGAAGACACCUGGAUCCCUGGAUCCUGAUCCAACACCUGUGGCCCUGUCCUUCUGUCCCUCCCUCCACCCGCCUCUCAGCCUCCCGUCUGUGCUUCCCUCCCGGCUUCCCUCUCCUCUCUGUGUUCCCCCCUCCACCUGACUCUAGGUACCCCAUCCGUGCACCCCUCCACCGCUCCACUUGCCCCUCUCCUCUCUGUUCCUCUGUCCCUCUUUCGGCCGGCUUCUUGGUCCCCCAUCUGCGUAGAUCUUCAUCUCUCCCCUUUUCUUCUGUUUUCCUGUCCCUUCCUCCACCUUCCUCUGGGCACCCCUUUCGUGCGCCCUUCCACGCACGCCCCUGUUACUGGGUCCCAUCACCACCGCCAUCCCUAUCUGGGGACCCAGCUUUGCCCUAGCCUGGCCCUCCGCCCCGACUCCCGCCGGCUUUUAACCCUGUCCCCGCCGCAGCCAUGUCCAACAACAUGGCCAAGAUAGCGGAGGCCCGGAAGACGGUGGAACAGCUGAAGCUGGAGGUGAACAUCGACCGUAUGAAGGUGUCACAGGCGGCGGCCGAGCUCCUGGCCUUCUGCGAGACUCACGCCAAAGACGACCCGUUGGUGACGCCGGUACCCGCCGCAGAGAACCCCUUCCGCGACAAGCGCCUCUUUUGCGUCCUGCUCUGAGCCCUCCCGACAGCUUACCCUCCCCUGGCAAACUUCAGAAAGCAGCUGGCUACUUGUACGACACCCAUUUUUCAGAUGAGGAAACUGAGCCAAAGGUGGCUAGGAGAUAAUGGGGUGAAGACUGGACUCCAGCGCUCCCUGAACCUCUCAGCUGGCCUCUCUUCUCUCCUCCCUCCUGGGUUGGGGGUUCUUAGAAUCCCCAGUGUCCACCUUUCUCAUCCCCUGAAUGAUUCCACCCCGUUUUUCCACAUCUGGUUAGUCCCUGACACAGGCCCCCCUCUCCUUAAGCACUGAACUUUUCUCUGUUCAUUUAUUCAUUCUUUCAAACACUCCUGGCCCUGUGCUGGUUGAAACUGGGGACACGGCCAUGACUGAGACAGUCCUGGCCCUGGGCUCCUGGGGCUCAGAAUCCAGUGGGAGAGACAGACCUGUCCCCAGAUAGUGAUGAUUCAGAGUGGGCAAGCCUGGGAUGGGGGAAUUCAGAGGGAAUGCCUGACUCAGCUUGAAGGUCAGGGAGGGCUUCCUGGAGGAGGGAACAUCUGAGCUGGGACAUGGUGAUAAUAAAACUUG